Messenger RNA from Rhododendron vialii, 681 nucleotides. RefSeq names its product L-type lectin-domain containing receptor kinase V.9-like. Gene Ontology annotation, cellular component: plasma membrane. Gene Ontology annotation, molecular function: protein kinase activity; carbohydrate binding; ATP binding. The transcript has a single exon. NCBI's taxonomy places the organism in Eukaryota, Viridiplantae, Streptophyta, Magnoliopsida, Ericales, Ericaceae. The record is from RefSeq and is a predicted model, not a curated record. Gene Ontology annotation, biological process: protein phosphorylation. Bases 1 to 681 code for a protein of 226 amino acids.
AUGUGGGCGUCGAUAUUAACAGCUUGCGUUCAAUCAAAUUUGCUCCUGCAGGCUACUUUGCAGAUCAAAAAUGGUUCUUUUAGGAAUCUUAGUCUUAAAAGUGGUGACCCAAUGCAGGUUUGGGUGGAAUACGAUAGCAUGAACAGACAACUUAAUGUUACCAUGUCACCUAUUCACAUACCAAAACCUGAACUCCCACUAUUAUCCUUGAAAAAGGAUCUUUCACCAUUCCUGCUAGAGUAUAUGUACGUGGGGUUUUCAUCCUCCACAGGCUUACUUCAAGCGGAUCAUUACAUACUAGGUUGGAGUUUCAAGAUGAAUGGUCAAGCCCAACAAAUUGACUCGUCUCGCCUUCCCAAGCUUCCCCAAAGUCGACAAGUGAGAGAUGAUAAACAAAUCAAGAGGAUUUUGGCAAUUGCAAUUGUAUCGGCCAGCAAUGGCCAGCCCAAGGGAACCCUAAAUUGGAUGCAAAGGUUUAAGAUCAUCAAAGACGUAGCUUCAGGACUCCUCUAUUUGCACCAACAAUGGGUAAAGGUUGUCAUUCACAGAGACAUCAAAGCCAGCAACGUGUUGAUAGACAACGAAUUCAAUGGAAGAUUAGGGGAUUUUGGUCUUGCCAAGUUAUGUGAUCACGGAACUGAUCCCCAAACCUUGAAUUCGAGAGGUCCCACCCUUUUGUGA